This is a messenger RNA of Gordionus sp. m RMFG-2023, 7502 nucleotides long. Its product is annotated as nucleoprotein TPR-like. Gene Ontology annotation, molecular function: structural constituent of nuclear pore. The transcript has 43 exons. The coding region runs from base 2 to 7282 and encodes 2426 amino acids. The record is from RefSeq and is a predicted model, not a curated record. Gene Ontology annotation, cellular component: nuclear pore. Gene Ontology annotation, biological process: mRNA export from nucleus; regulation of mitotic spindle assembly. Lineage: Eukaryota; Metazoa; Nematomorpha; Gordioida; Chordodea; Parachordodidae.
UAUGCGUCAAAAAUUAAUUAAUUAUGUUAAAAACACUACAAUCUUUAAUGAAGAAAUAAGCCAAGAAAUAGAAAAAUUUAAAACUGAAACAGAACAAACUCAUUUUGAACUUGAGAAAAAUAUCGAUCUGAUUAAUGAUAAAUUGAAAGAUGCUAAUGAAAAAAUUCAUAAAAAAGAUCAAGAAAUUUUGGAGCUUGAACAAAUAAAACAUAAAUAUCAAACGGUUAUUGACAUCAAAACCUCAGAAAUUAUUAAGCAAAAUUUUGAAAAAGAAGAAAUAAAGAAUAAUAUAUGUCUUUUGGAAUUGGAUAACAAAAAUAUUCAAAAUCUUCUAAGUGAAAAGGAAAAAAUUAUUGUAAAUAUUGAAAGUGAUAUAAAAGUUAUGUCAGAAAAAAUUAUAAUACUAUCUGCAAGUAGAAAUGAAUUGCAAUCAAAUUAUAACAAUGAAAUAAAUAAAAGCCUAACAUUAAAUCAUAAAUUUGAGAAUUGCAAAUUUAGGCAUGAAAAUUUAGAGCAACAUAUUAAAAUUUUAGAAGAUGAAAUCAAACUAAAAGAUAAAGAACAUUUAAAUGGCAUUAGAGACAAGAUGAAUCAAUUGACUAACCUCAAGGUGAAAAUGGAAGAGAUUGAUAAUUCAUUUCAAGGUGUCUCGAAUCAGAAUCAAAUGUUGAAGGACAAAUUAUCUGAAUAUGAAACUAUGACCAAAGAUUUGAUAGAAAAGAAUUAUAAAUUAGAGUGUGACCUAGAGUGCAAGGUAAAGGAGAUUACAGAGAAAUUUGUAAUAGCGGAGGAUAGAUGUCGUAUGCUUACGAACGUGAACUCUGAUUAUGAAACGAGGUACAAACAGUUAAAGGUAUCCUUGGAGGAUAUUAAAGUAGUUUUGACUCAAACUCAAAAGGGUAAUCAACUUAUAGACGGAGAACUCAAAAAUAUGGGAAAACUUCACAAUGAAACCUUGAAGGAAAAGGACGAUGAAAUAACGAUUAUGAAAAAAAAGCUAGAAGAAUCAAAAUCGCAACUAGAAUCCAUUAAAAAGAAAUCGGCACUACCUCGCAGGCAUUUUAGUAUCACAGAAGCUGAUACAAGUGAUGGUGAAAAUAUUUUGGGUACACAAAUGAAUUUUACUCAACUUUACAACUAUUACGUUAACAAUUUGAAAGAAAUCGACGAUUUAAAGAUAGAAAAUCGUAAAUUGAACCUAUCAAUGGAAUGUAUCAUGCAGGAAAUAGACAGGAAGGCUCCCAUCCUUAUCAAACAGGGCCAAGAAUACAAACGUCUAAUUAAAACUGUUGAUAUGCUGAGUCAAGAGUUAGAUGAAGCCAAAACACUACUAAGAAACACUCAAAUAGAGAAGCAAAGUCUGACUCUAGACCUCAAACGAGUUAAUUAUCAAUGGGAAAACGUUAAAAGAAAAGUGAAAAGAUUAGCUUCCAAUCAGGAUAUCACAGAAUUCGUAGAUUCCGAGGAUGAUAAUAAUGUUAGUAGCUCGGCCCUUGAUAGAAGUUCUAAACGCAUGCGCGUUCAUAAAACGCAUGAUUUUUAUGAGAGUGAAACAUCAAUGAACCCCACAGCCUUUAAGCAAAUAUUGGAUAUUCUUGAAGAAGACUAUACCGAUAGUAUGACAAAUAACAAGGCAAAUAGUGAUGUAGAUGCCGAGGAUCUCCUAAAUCUUAGCAAGAAAAUUGAUUAUUUUGAGCAAGAAAUUAUUCGGUGCAAGGAGAUUAAUAGGGAACAAAGUACACUCAUUCAAACUCUUCGGAAGCAGACUAAUCAAUACCAAAAGCUUAUGUCAGAAAGCGGAAUCAUGGCGGAUAAAAAUAUCAAAACAUCUGAUAGCUUAGACACCAAAGAGCAAGCUUAUACUGCGAUAGAACAAGAAGCAAAAAUUGAUACGGAAAGUAAGAUCUUGUUGGGUCGCAUGAAUACGGAGUUAGAAAAUUUCAAGAAGAUUUAUCUCGAGCGAGAAACUGACUUGGUGAAGAAACUUCACGACGCUAAUUUAUCUAACACUGACCUCAAGCUCGCGAAUAACAAACUAAAUUAUCAACUUCAAUUGAAUGAAGGAAAAGAUAAAAACUUAAAAUUCAGAAUCGACGAACUCGGGCAAGAAUUAGAAAUCGUCAGAAAGAAUGGAACUCUUAUGACAUCCAAAUUGACAGAAAAGGAGAUAAAAAUUGAUGAACUAUAUACGGAAGUAAUAUCCCACAAGCAAAAUAUAGUGUCCUUAGAGUCAUCGAUUAAAAGGUUGCAAGGGGAAAAGGCUAAUCUUGAAAUGGAAAUUGAAUCGAUUGCUAAGCGGAAAACUGAUAUUGUUAAAGAAGAUUCUAGAUACGACGCCAUUUUAAACAAUAUCCGUAACCUUAAAAAUACAUUUGAAGUGACCGAAAAAGAGACAGUUUGUAAAUUAGCCAGUCAAAAUGUGAUUCUGCAACAAGAAAGAAUGGAAUUGAAGAUUCGUCUGGAAUCAUUAAUCUUAGAGACAUCAGGAAAAAUGGACGAUUUAGAAAAACGACUAGAAGAAUCGCAAAAGAGUCUCAAGAAUAUAACUCAACACGAUCAAAAUUUGGAAUCCGAGAAGUGGGCCCUUAAGAAUGAAAAUUUGAACAUUAAACGUGUUGCUAACAGAAAGCUGAAGAAACUCAUGACAUCGGCUUUAUCUCAUUCUAAAGCGUUAUCCGUAUCCAUUGAUAAUCUAGCCGACGCUUACCUAUUCAAAGAGGACGUUGAGGGGAAACAAUUAAAUUCGACUAUCAUAGAAGGAGGAUCGGACAUAGAGGCCGAUGAUAGGAUCGAUGAAAUUUUUUCAACAGUUUUUGCCAAUCGAUCUAUGACCGAGCCCGAUUCUAAAUCGCCACUAGGUACGCGGAGCUUAUCAAAUUUGACUCGGAUCAAGGAUGAAGAAAUUCGUGAUCUUAAAAACGUUAUCCAAAAUUCUGAUCAACACAUAGUUCAAUACCAAAGCAUCACCACCGCUUUGGAAACUCAGCUUAAUCAAAGUCAAGAUUUAGUGGAAAACUUGGAAAGAAUUAUUGAAAAACAAUUUGAACAGAUGCGCCUUAUUAAGGAAGAAAUGUCGGCGGAGAUAACGAACCUGAAAACUCGCCUGACUCAAACUCAAUCCGAUCUAAUGAAUUCACAAAAAUCUUUAGCGAAUCAAACCAUGCUAAAUACGCAAGACCUCGAUUCGAUCAACGAGCGACUUAUUCUCGAGAUAGACAAAAAUACGGAACUUGAAGAAAAAUGUCUUGCCAAAACGGAGUUAACGGAACAUUUGAGAAAGGAAUUGGAGGGUUCCAAGCACAAGAUUGACGCUUUGAUUGAAUGCGUGGAAGAUUUAGGGAAACGAAUGGAGGGAAGUAGAGCGAACAUUCUGGAAGAGAAUCUAGAAGUAGGAAAGGCGGAAAAUGAUUUAAUGGAUUUGGAUACUUCCGGCGCCGAGACCAAGGGAAAAUUGGAUCAAUAUUCGAAGAAAAAUACAAAAUUAGAACAGGAAAACAAGGAGCUGCUUAGUAAGUGCAAUUCAUUAGAAAAGUUUUGUGACAGUUUGAACCAGGAAAUAGAAAAGUUGAAAUCCCAAUGGGCAGAUGUGAUGGGUAGAUCUGACGAUUCAACUAACGAUAUAACGCUUGUCGAAAUUCAAGAGAUAUUUGGUAGGAAUCAGGAUGGCGAUAAUUCUACAGCUAAUAAUAACCCUGAAAGGGGGCUAAAUUUGAUCAAAUAUAUCAAUUAUUUGAAACGUUUCAACAAAUCUUCCCGCAAUGAUAACGAAACCAUGAAAAUGGAGAUAGCCAGAUAUACGCUUAAAAUAGAUUCACUUCAAACGGAAAUAUCAAACCUAUCUGAUUUACUUAACGAGGAACGUAAAAAUAAUCAAUCAUAUUUAUACCUGGAGAAAAUGAGCUCUUUUCAGUCCGAAAAAGAGGACAGGGAUAUGGAAAUAAGAAUCCUCAAGGAUAAUAACGAAAAAUUGCACCGGAAAUAUCUGGAGAUCAUCGAGGAAACUUCGAAGCCUGUUAAACCUGACCAAGAAGCGAUCAAACUCGCUCAAUCAAUGAAGAUCGAAAAUAAGACCUUACAUACCGAAAAUACGAACUUGAAGAAUUCCUUAUCCAGACUCGACGAAAAAUGCGCUAAACAAAAUCUGGAAAUCAUUAACCUAGGAUCCAAGAGUGACGAGAUAAAACGCCUCAAAAACGAUGUCGAGGAGACAUCUCUUAAAUUGGCAGUUUACUUGAACAAAGACCAACUCAACGAGGAUAAGAUCAGGGACUAUGCUAUAGAAUCAGAAGCUCAAAGGACUAAAAUCGAAGAAAUGAGAGUUACUAACAAUAAGCUCAAAGGGAUCGCUCGUAAGUAUAAGCAACUACACGAAAGUUCUCAGGUGGCUAAUCCAGACAACAACAACAACAUGUUAGAACCGACGUCAUCUAUGGCUGAUAAUACUGGAUUCGGGGUCUCCUCCGAGAUCGGUUUGAUUGGUGACGGCGUCAAUACGAGCCAUGAUGAGUCUUUUAAAAGAAGAUACGAUGAGGCUUUGAUAGAAACCGAUAAUUAUCGAACCAAAUGUGAAGGAUUGCACAAGGAAUUAGAAGAGAAAAACUUGAGAUUAGCUUCCCUAAAGUCUCAAUAUGAAGCGCGCUUCAACAGGCUUAAGCUACAAUUACAAAACCAACAAGUUUCCGCGAUAGCUUUCGAGAGUCCGAUUGAUAAGAAGGAGCCCGAAAUAAAAAAUGCCACUGAGAUGUUUACCGAUAAUUAUCCGAAUUCCAAGACGAAUGAAGAAGAUAUGACAGGCUCGAAAACUUUAUUUAUAACCGUGGCAUCGACCUCCACUCCUACCAAAAUUUCUCAUACAACUAAAUGGGAACCCGAUUUGGAAACACAAGAUAAUACAAUUCCGACACACAUUAUUACAGUUCCUGAGGACACUAAAAUUUCCAAUAUAUCACCAUCUCACUCCUUUUAUGCCUCUUCGCAAACCGAUUCUCACGGUUUAUCUGCCCCACCACCCAAGGCCAAUAUCAAGCCUUUCGGUUCUUUUUAUCGAACGACUCCAUCAUCUUCUCAACGUAUCCUUCCUUCGACCACUUUCGUUUUAACUAAUACAACGAUUAAUUCUGCAUUCACCAAUAAUUAUUCAUAUUCUACUGCGUUAUCUUGCACUCCUCAAACUACCUCAUUAUUUUUCUCUAGCCUAGCUAACCCCUGUAUUAAUGUGUUCAGUGAUCUAAGAGCGUCAACGGCCAUAGCUUCAUUUCAGUUAGAUCACAACAACUAUAUCAGUGACUUUUCUUAUGGGUCAACUACUGCUUUUGAUGCGAGUAGAUGUAUUUCAACUUUAGAAAGUAAUAUCCUGGAUAAUAGCUUAACUGACAUUGUUCCUACUGUUUCCGAAUCUAGCUCUACAAGCGAUUGGACUUCUCCCUCUAUUAGUCUAGUUAUAGAGCCAUACUCGUCAUUAUCCCCUCUUGUCACACCAGUCUUCAGCGAUUCCACGAUCACCAACGUCAAUUUUGGUGGGUCAUCAAAUACGAAUUUAAACGAAGCCACUUUUGGUGACAAUCAGUCCACGCCAAUUUUUUCCAACGUAGUAAGUCCUAUCAAUAUAGGAGGGCACGGAAUUUUCAGUGGCGGUAAAACUAGUUACGCCGAUGUAUCAUUUUCCGGAAGUAACAGUGCUUCUUAUUACAGUAGUAGCACUCUGCCUUAUUCUCAUCAGAAACCAGCCGUUUGUAUCAAGCCUUUAUCGUUCGCUCAGUAUUCGCCUCUAACGAAGGUCAAUAUAACGACCAUAGGUAUCGCCUCCCCCAAUGUUCAACAGGUUUUCUCGUCCUCUUCAUCCGAGCCCUCCCCUCAAACUGCCAUCACGAAUUCGGCGGGGCUAGUUGUAGUUAAUCCCUACAAUUUCUAUAAUACGGUUACAACUUCUUCCACGAUUAUCGAUACGUCGAGCGGUGAUAAUGAUGCCUCGUACACAUCGACUUCCUGGUUUUAUACCACAAUUGAAAGAUCUUCAACAACUAAUAUUUUCACGACAACUUUUCCCGAUUCUGAACCCUCGAAUAGGUAUGAUGGUGAGAAUAACAAUGCUUUAACCACCUCCGCAAAUAAUUUUUUUACAAGUCCUAAUCUUCCUCCCUUUGGUUCUUCUCAUUUUGCCAAAAACGAAAUCACACCCUUUUUGAUCAGAGACCCUGACUCUAGCACCAACAACUUAAACGUGUUUUCAUCUACCCAUCAUCCUAGCAUCACUAGUCAACAAGAAGAAUAUACCGAAGAACCUGGACCUUCAUCAUCCCAACAUAAAUUUAGCGCUCGCAAUGAUGGGAAAGAUUUUAAGCUUAACGCUUCGAUCUUGCCUUCUACUGUGUUCUCUAAAAACGAUGGCGCUUAUUUUUCUUUGCUUACUCCCUUCAACCAAUCACCUUUGCAAAAGGUGGUGCAUCAAUCCAUCAUUCAACAAUCUCCUUUGUUCAACACGACCAACGUAUUCCCAGGCUCACCUUUAACACCCAUACAUGAUUCUAGCUCGUUUGGAACUUUACAACAUGCAAAAUUGGAUUCUAGAACAAGCUUUUUCAACGAGCCGACUCUAAGAAUUAGUUCAUCUACUCACUCCUUCGAGUCUCCCCAUAAAGUUCGAACCCCCAAAAACAUCUUUCCUAUUAACGAUGCUACAGGAUUUAUCAGCCCCAUGCUAAACGUUGGGAGCGCGAUAAAGACGCCAGAUGUUGAAGAAGCUAAUCAAGAUACUGAAAUAGUAUCUCGUCCGUACUCUUACCCUCUCUUCCAGAUUGUAUCGGAAUCAAUUUUGAGUUCAAAUACAAAUACUCCCGACCCACCUUUCCCUCUUAUAGAUUAUCAGCAAACUCAGAUUGUUAAUGCUAGUAUUUCAGAAAUAGAAGAUAAUAACGAUAUUACUACGGUAACUACUGCCAUAGGUAAAGUGGAACCAUCUCUCCAACAAUCCAUAUUUACCGACCAUAUUCAAAAUCCCAUUAGCGCGGGUAUAGACUCGGUUGAAAGACAACCCAACAGCAAAAAUAUAGUCAGACUUAGACCCAGUGGAAGGAAUAUUACUAACACCCCAUUAUCGGAUAGUUUAUCACUAUCUUCUCAAAGCCAGUCCAAUAGAAGAAUGUUAUCACCUAUAGUGAUUGGUAAUCAUAAUACCCAGAGAAAUUCUAAUAUCAGAAGUGGGCAUGCUAUUAAUAGGAGGGGUAACAUUACGAUUAAUAGGCGGGUAAGGUUUCAAAUGAGAAGGGGCGGAGCGCCAAAAUAAUUUAGCCACGAAAAAAAAUACUUAUUCAAAUGAAGGAUAUAAACCCUAUUGCGUAUGUUAGAGAGAACGCAAAAUGAUUGAUAAUGGAAAUCUACCGGUCGAAUUGAAAGUGUGGGGAUUUUAAACUCACUCCCUUUAAUACAAAUGAGAAGAUAAGAUAAUUUGGAAAGUUAUAAAUAUACAUAUUCGCUGAAAAAUGAUCCGUAAAAUGCCGAAUUGU